AUGAAGCGACACUUCCUCGCGGCACCCACCCGCGCGCUUCCGACCCCGCCUCGAAUGAAACCCCCAGACCCCGCGUCGGUCGGCGCGUACCCCGGCGCGAACGACGCGUCCUCGCGCGACUACUCGAAGUGGGACGACGCGAUCUCGGUCGAGCGCGUCCGCCAACUUCGCGACGAGGGAUGGUGCGUCGUCGACGACUUCUUGGGCGGAGGGGGCGCGUCCUCCUCGUCCUCCGACGCGACGUCGCGCGGCGCGGACGGCGCGGACGUCGCGAGCGGCGAACGGUGGGCGACCGCGAUUCGCGACGAGAUCAAGUGGCUCUCCGGCACGGGGUUGAUGCGCCCGAACCGCACGCACUUCGCGAAUCCAAAGGGCGAGCGUCAUCUGUUCGCGAAACCGAACGUGUACGAGACGGACCUGCACGAGGAGGAGAUACGCGUGCUGUGCCCGGAGCUCGACGCGCUGUUCAGAGAGAGCGCGACGCGCCUCGCGAACGCGUUCACCGCGCGCAUAGACGAGCUGUCCGCGAUGGAGUACAGAGAAGCGAACGAGCAGCAGGAGGCGAUGGACAAGCACAAGGCGGAGCUCUUCUCGCCGUCGCGCGCGCGCAUCCUCGACUGCCACGAGCACCACCCCGACCACCCGGACCACCCGGUGCGGCGGCACAGCGAGCUCACGCGCGAGGUGGGCGAUUACGAGCACAUCUCCGAGCCUCGCGCGCCGAGCGAGGCGAAUAGCGAGGACGAGGACGAGUCGCCCUCGCCCCCGGGCGGCGCGUCGGUCAAGGCGCCGGGUGCGUUCUGUUAUCACACUGGUCCCCAUACGACCGCGUUCGCGUGGUGA
Molecule: messenger RNA, 843 nt
Organism: Micromonas pusilla CCMP1545
Lineage: Eukaryota; Viridiplantae; Chlorophyta; Mamiellophyceae; Mamiellales; Mamiellaceae
Exons: 4
Coding region: 1-843 (280 amino acids)
Source: RefSeq, a predicted model, not a curated record